CUAGUUCCCGUAAAACCCAAAAGAAGAACGAGAAGAAGAAGAGGAGCGGUUUUUCCGCGAACGAGCCAAAUAAAAUUCACUGCAACAUGGCCACAGCAAUGUACUUGGAGCAGUAUCUUGAUAGUAUUGAAGGACUGCCUUUUGAACUUCAGAGGAACUUCAGUUUGAUGAGGGAGUUGGAUAACAGAACACAAGAGCAGAAGACUGAGAUUGACAACCUUGCUGAAGAUUAUAUUGCCAGUGUUAAGGAAUUGGCUCCUGAACAACGUGUCCACCACCUGCAGAAGAUUGAAAAUGCAUACUCAAAAUGCAGAGAGUACAGCGAUGAUAAAGUGCAACUUGCUGUGCAAAUAUAUGAAAUGGUAGAUAAACACAUUCGUCGUUUGGAUGCUGACCUGGCUCGUUUUGAGAAUGAUCUCAAGAAGGAUUCAUUUGGUUCAAGCAGCCAGGAAAGUUCAGAUGAGAAAAGACUGAAAAGGGACAAAACUGUCAAAGUCAAGAAGACAGUGGAGAACAACCCUAUCUCAAAAAAGCUGAAAAGCAGUGUCACCGAGUCCCUUUUGGCCAUGCAUCCGGCAGAUGUGCUGGACAUGCCAGUGGACCCAAAUGAGCCCACCUACUGUCUGUGCAGUCAGGUGUCAUAUGGGGAGAUGAUUGGCUGCGACAACCUUGAGUGUCCAACAGAAUGGUUCCACUUUGCCUGUGUUGGCCUUGCUACAAAACCAAAGGGUAAAUGGUAUUGUCCCAGCUGCGUAAAAGAUAUGAGGAAAAAAUGACUGCCUUCAACAUGUCUUCAAUCAGAGUUUGUUAUCUCAGACAUUGUAUAUGAUGACUUUCUGUUAAUAGCUAUUGUGCCAGAAUUGCCUUUGUGGAUCAUUGGAAAUAUAGGAGGAUUGACCCUGUGAUAACUGUGCACACCACCUAGUGCUAAAAUGGAAUUCUAAAAAAACAGUGUUUGGAAUUCAUGUUGUACAUGCAAGGCAAAUGGGUGAGUCACACGUUUCCAGGAUUGCUUAUGCCUAUUUUGUGGUUAGACUUUAAUGCAGAUUUGCACAGGCACAUAUAAUGCAUAUGUCUGAUUCCCUUGAUAUUAGCCUACAGGGAGUCCCCAUAUGAAUUAACUGUUGUCAUGCUGUCACCGCAAGAUCAUUGUGCAUAGAUGGUAAUGGCAUAAUUUCAUCCCAAAGAUGCUCUAUAAAUAUGUGUGUUUUAGAAACUGUCAGUCAGGCACCAAUUUGCUUUCUGGAAUGUAAUGUGUGGAUAUGUGCAUUGGUGCAUAUCAACUAAAUGAAAUUAAACACAUUUGUGCAAUUCAGGUGAAUGUCAGAAGAUGUCAGGGCUAUGUGAAACUAUGCAUUGUAUUUUGACAGAUAUUUGUAUAAUCAUUGCUGUUUUAGUAAAUUCUUUUUGCUGAGGCCA
Molecule: messenger RNA, 1419 nt
Organism: Engraulis encrasicolus (European anchovy)
Lineage: Eukaryota; Metazoa; Chordata; Actinopteri; Clupeiformes; Engraulidae
Product: inhibitor of growth protein 5-like
Exons: 8
Coding region: 87-776 (229 amino acids)
Biological process (GO): regulation of DNA-templated transcription; positive regulation of apoptotic signaling pathway
Cellular component (GO): nucleus
Molecular function (GO): chromatin binding
Source: RefSeq, a predicted model, not a curated record